Molecule: messenger RNA, 663 nt
Organism: Eruca vesicaria subsp. sativa (arugula)
Lineage: Eukaryota; Viridiplantae; Streptophyta; Magnoliopsida; Brassicales; Brassicaceae
Source: the annotation of a GenBank genome assembly
AUGGCGGAAGAGGUUGUUCUGUUGGACUACUGGGCUAGCAUGUUUGGAAUGAGGGUGAGGAUUGCUCUAGAGGAGAAAGGAGUCAAAUAUGAAUACAGAGAAGAAGAUCUGAGUAACAAGAGCCCUUUGCUUCUUGAAAUGAACCCUAUUCACAAGAAAAUCCCUGUUUUGAUUCACAAUGGCAAACCGAUCUGCGAGUCCAUCAUCCAGGUUCAGUAUAUCGAUGAAGUCUGGCCUGAUAGAAACCCCAUUCUCCCUUCUGAUCCUUACCAGAGAGCUCAGGCCAGGUUCUGGUCAGAUUACAUCGACAAGAAGACGGCCGGACCAUGCAAGGCUUUACAAAGAGAAACAGGGGAGAAACAGGAGGCAGCAAAGAUAGAAUUCAUGGAAGUACUCAAGACCCUUGACUCGGAGCUAGGAGACAAAUCUUUCUUCGGAGGAAACGUGUUUGGUCUCGUGGACAUUGCCUUUAUAGGAUUCUACAGUUGGUUUCAUACGUACGAGGAGGUGGCAAACUUCAGCAUCGUGGCAGAGUUUCCUAAACUAAUCGCUUGGGCAGAGAGGUGUUUGAAGAGAGAAAGUGUGGCUAAAGUCUUGCCUGACUCAGGUAAGGUGCUUAAGUCAGUCUCUGACUAUCGGAAGAAGAUUUUAGGAAUCAACUAG